Molecule: messenger RNA, 1106 nt
Organism: Polychytrium aggregatum
Lineage: Eukaryota; Fungi; Chytridiomycota; Chytridiomycetes; Polychytriales
Exons: 10
Coding region: 1-1014 (337 amino acids)
Source: RefSeq, a predicted model, not a curated record
AUGGAGACGCAUACGUCCGACAUUGAUCCAGCAGACGGAAUCGACACGUUUGCGAACCGCGCCCACAACUCUGACAAACCCGAGGAGCACGAUGAAGUCGAACCCAUGGCAAUCAGCAAGGAGCUCCUCGAGCGAGAGCGCAAGUACCUUGAACGCAACAAGAAGAUCCAGAUGGAGACCCACAAAGUCGUCAAGAAUGCCGAAGCCGUUGUGAGGGAGGGCCGAGAGAUUCUCGAAGCACCCUUGACCGCAGGAACACCCAUGCUCAGCAAGGCCGCCGAGGACUCGACUGGACCGAGCGUCGGAUCAAAGCAGAGCCUUUUGAAGACAAAGGCCAAGACUACCAGAGCACGCCUGGAGGUGCCGACAAUACCCGAGGACAUUGAUGACGAGAACGAUGGGAUCACAUCUGCGUCUGUGCGGAUCCUCAAGUCCAAAAUCAGCCUGAUGCAGCAGGAAAUCAACAAGCUCAUUCAAGAAAAUGCGGAGAAGGACUCGACGAUAUCCAGCCAACAAACCGAGAUCACAGCCCUCAGCGGCGAGAACGUGAGGCAUCAAAAGGGCAUCUCCAGCCUGACCGGGCAACUCGAGAAGCUCAAGAAAGCCGGGGACGCCCAAAAGAAACACUGCGACAGCUUGGAGAUGGAACUCUCGACGACGCGCAAGGAAAUCGAAAAUGCGGUCAAGAGAGAGAAGGAACGAGAGCUCGAAGUCAAUGCCAAGGAUUUGAGACUCAAUCGCGCGCUGGAGGACAUUGAGAAGCUCAAGCAGACCGUAGCCAAAGCCACCAUGGACUCCAAGGACAAAGCCGAGGCCUCCAAGAAAACGGCGGACAGACUACUGGUGGAUAACAAGCGGCUUGAGAAGCAAAAAGCCGAGAUUUUGAUGGCGUUCAAGAAGCAGAUGCAGCUGAUCGAUGUGCUCAAAAAGCAAAAGAUCCACAUCGAAGCUGCUCGGAUGCUGCAGUUUACUGAAGACGAGUUCAUGAAAGCCAUGAGCUUCGAGAAUGAGUAGGCAUCCCGAGGGGGGGGGCGGUACUAUCAAUCGGUUGGGUGCAUUGCACCCCUGGGUUCCGAUCAUGCCACUGCGGUGCCAUCAGUGUCCAG